CAGUACUGCAGUAACGUUAGUAGAAUUUAUUAUUCUCCGCUCCGAUGAGAUGACACUCAAGUAAUUAGUUGGUUCAGUGCAGUGUGUUGAUGGUUGGGUUGCUUAGCUAGACCCGGGUGAAGUAUUACUACUAGUAGUAUUACUAGUAGUAGUGCAUGUUCUUCCAGCGGUUUGGACGACACAGGACUCCGAACAGAUAGCAGAAUGCAGCAGUCAAGGCAACAGGGCAGAGCCGGCGUGACGCCGUAUGAUCAGCCGCAGCAACAGCUACUCCCCCGGCAAGCACUAAUCUCCCAGCAACAACCAUUCCCCCAGGAAUUCAUAAUCCUCCAGACACAACACCAGCAGCAGCAACUGCCGCUGCAGCAACAGCAACUGCAGCCACAACUACUCCGCCAGCAACAACACCCGCAGCAGCAACUACAGCAACAACUACUCCGCCAGCAACAAGACCCGCAGCCACUGGCAGAUCCACAACUAGUCUACCAUACACCAGUCUCUACGCACCUGCAGCCGCAGCAGCAGCAGCAGCAGCUGGUCUACCAGCCGCAGCAGCAGCAGCAGCAGCUGGUCUACCAGCCGCAGCAGCAGCAGCAGCUGGUCUACCAGCCACAACAACAGCAGCAACUGGUCUACCAGCCACAGCAGCAGCAGCAACUGGUCUACCAGCCACAACAACAGCAGCAACUGGUCUACCAGCCACAACAACAGCAGCAACUGGUCUACCAGCCACAACAACAGCAGCAACUGGUCUACCAGCCACAACAGCAGCAGCAACUGCACCAUCAGCGACUGCAGCAACAGCAAGAGCACCAACAGCAACAGCAACUGCAACUGCAGCAACAGCAACAACCGUGGCAACAACAGCAGAGGCAACAACAACAGCCGCAGCAACAUCAGCCGCAGCAGCAACAGCAGCAGGUCGACCAGCCGCAGCAACAACAACAGCAGCCUCAGCAACAACUUUCCAAUGAUGUUGUCUCUGAGCAACUGGUAGGGGCACAACAGGAUUUGGAAGAGAAGGAAGAGCUACCGCAGCUCACCGAGGAGCAGGAAGGGAUUGUGAGCAAAGCGCUUGCCCACUCUGGAUCCCAGUCUCAAGUACUCUCCAAGGCCUUCAACAUCGAUCUGACGCGUGCUCACAUCGGCACGCUCUCUGGUUCUAGAUGGCUCAACGAUGAGGUCAUCAAUUUCUAUUUCAAGAUGAUCGCUGCACGUAACGACGCAGAUGAGGACCUUCCGUCUGUGCACGUCAUGUCGUCGUUUUUCUACUCCAAACUCCGGUCCGAGAGCAAUGGCAGCAGAGACAGCAUCAGGCGAUGGACGAGGACGGUGGACAUCUUCUCAAAGGAUCUAGUCGCUAUUCCUAUGAAUUUGGGAAAGCACUGGUGCUUGGCAAUGAUCGACUUCCGUGCAAAGACCCUUACUUGCUACGAUUCUCUGCUCCGUGAUAACUCACAGUGUUUGACUAGUCUUCGCAAGUACAUCCAGGACGAAAGUAAAGCUAAGAAGAACACAGAGCUUGAUUUGAGUGACUGGACCUUUGGCCAGGCUAUGGCUAUCCCAAAGCAGACGAAUCAAUGGGAUUGCGGUGUGUUCACCUGUACAUAUGCGGCGUAUCUUACCAGAGGCAAGUCCUUGUCAUUUUCACAGGCUGACAUCGCAUACUUUCGCCGUCGCAUGAUGUACGAGAUUCUCAGCCAGAAGCUCAUGUUGUGAUGCGGUUCUGCCGUCUCCUUCAAUGGGUCGGCGGCAGACGUGACGGUGUUGUUGCAACUCUGCAUUCUCUACCUGCUACCAGCCCCGUGCCAUCUCCACCCUCAGACAAUGGACAACGAGAUAACCACAUUUGAAAGACUAUAAUUUGGAAAUCACUUACUUGUACUUCCUGUGAAAUAUCCGUCUUUUCUUUUCUCUAUUUAUUCUCUUUACCAGGCGUGGGCCAUCCCCUGGACCAUUAAAAUGGGUGCCUUAUUAUUUUUUUCUGUUUCUGACUAGACGUACGACAAUGAGUACAAAAAAAAACAAAAACAAAAAACACGGCGCGUACACAAAAUAACGUACUACAACAAUGUCCCCAUGUCCCAGCGGAGGGAGGUCACGAGUUUGGUGCCGGAGGUCGUAUUGCCGGGUAGACCUCGGCCUUCCACUGUGCAUCAGCAUCUUGAAAUGCGUGGUGGUUGACAGCAUCCGGCAGAAGUUACGAUGGCAGCUGAGAGAGCGGGGUUUGGACGUUGUGACCCAUCAGCAAUUCGGCAGGACUAUAGCGACAGUGUGCCAGGG
Sycon ciliatum is the source of this 2283-nucleotide messenger RNA. RefSeq names its product adenylate cyclase, terminal-differentiation specific-like. Gene Ontology annotation, molecular function: deSUMOylase activity. The record is from RefSeq and is a predicted model, not a curated record. Lineage: Eukaryota; Metazoa; Porifera; Calcarea; Leucosolenida; Sycettidae. Gene Ontology annotation, cellular component: nucleus. Bases 205 to 1719 code for a protein of 504 amino acids. Gene Ontology annotation, biological process: proteolysis; protein desumoylation. The transcript has 11 exons.